UGAACGGAGGCUCACAGUGGAGAAUCCACCACACCCACAAAAAUCUGACUUCUCUCCUCUCCUCUCCUCGUCUCUUUCCAUUCUUUUUGUUAGAUUGCGUUUUCUAUGUUUCCCACUAUAAUAUCGAUCCUUCCUGUCCUUUCUGUUAUUAGAAACCCCAACCAAGAUCUGCUCUUUCGUCACGGCCAAAUCAGGAUAUGAAGCAGCAGCACCAGUAAGAAAUCUGAUUUGAAGUGUCUGUGCUUCAGCUGAUCCAUAAUGUACUGAGGAAACCAUGGCGGACAUAAAAGGCGGUUUGGAUUCGGCUGAACCAUGUAUCGAAAGCAUUGUAAACAAAGACUCAGGUGCAGGUGCAAAUGCAGCUUCAAUGGCAGAGAUAGUACUUAUCACCAAUUCUCCACUCUCUGAGUUAAUUUGGACUCCGCAAGAAGGUUUAAGUCUUAAGUACACUGACCCCAGUAAAGCUGAAAAGAAAGCCUCCUUUUUGUGGAAAGCAGAAUCAUUCAACAUGAGAAUUUCUACUUCGCUGUGUACAAAUCGUGGGGAGAGUAGCUCUAGCAGAGAUCAGAUUGCAGGAGAAUUGAGCACAGUACAGUCAAAUCAUAAUGCUGAUGGAAUUGCUUUCUUGGGCUCGCAUAAGGGAUCAGUUGAUCCGCAACCUAUCUCUCUGUCAAGUUUACAUGAGCAAGAUUCUCGAUCUUGUGGAGACAAGAAGCCAGAGAAAGGUAUGAAUGAUGCAGAUAUAAAUAUUAGUCAGUCGGUUAGAAAUGGUGUGGAUCCAUGCUCCCCUCGGAGCAAUGAGUGUUUGCAUGUCAUUUGUCCUGCCACAGAAGCAGAUAAUCUGCAGAAUGAAAUUUUCUCUCCAGGUCCCAGGCCUGAUCUAGCAGAAACUGAAGCUGGCUUUGGAAUUACUGCUGGAACCUCGAAUGUGCUUCUUGAUAUACCAAAAUUUCAAAAAUCUGGCUUGGUAGGAGUAUCAGAUUCUCAUGACUCAGUGUCAACAAGAAGUGGAAAGUCAAUAUCAAGUAACAGAUCAUCAGAAUCGUCAGAAUGCAAACAUCCUGAUUUAGUUUUCCGUGACACACAAGAAGAUGAUAUCAGGAAAACUGACAAUCUAGUUUGCUUCCAGCUUCAUGGUAGUCAACAUUCCUAUGGUAGACAAUCUAAAAGUGUAGGGUGUCAGAGCAAGGAUGGUUUGGUUGUAGCAUCACUUUUUCAAGAGGCAAGUAAAGAUGAAAAACAAAAUAUUAAAAUUAAAAAUGAGACCGAUAAAUUUAGGUCUAAGUCAGAUGUUAAUCCUGGAAAAUUGGAGAAAGGUAAGGAAAAAAUCCUCUUUGAUGAUGAAGAUUAUGAUAGCAGUAUGAAAGAGAAAGAGGAUAGCAAUGAGAGUGUUGAAAGCAGUAACGGUCAGAGAUUAAUUUCAAAAGGGAAACGAGCAUUCAGUUUUGAUUCUAAGACCACCGAAGGAUGUAAAAGAAUAAAGAGAGACAGCAAUGAACACUCUUGCCCAGGAUCUCUCAUCAGAAAUGAUAGCUCCUUUAUUAAUUGGAUAUCAACCAUAACGAGCAGUUUCUCAAGAUACGAUCAGACCAGGACUUCCUUGGCACUUCUUCCACAAUCCUAUCAUAGCAUGAAAGAAAGCUUUGGUUCACUUAGAAUAUCACAUGAGAAGAUUGGGGGAGUUAUGUGCAAAACUCCGGGUUUUAAUACUUUCUUCCAGGCGCUGUACUGUCCAAAUAUGAUAGCCCCAAAUACCACAAGUGAUGAUCAUCAAAGAGAAGGCGGUACUUCCAAAGAUGUAAAAGCCAUGGGGGAACAUUAUAAACAUUAUGCCAAUCAUGCUUUUGGUAACUUUUUGCAGUUCAACUUAAUGGAUCCUGCAAGAGGCAAGCAAACAUAUAAUGACUUAAAAGAACAUUUAACUAACAAACCAUUGUCUGCCAGUGGUCUUUGUAUUGUCUGUGGUGGAGGUAGUGGCAAACCACACAGUCAAGUUUCUUCUUUGAAUGAGAGGCACAAUCAGGCCAGUUAUCAUGUUGAAAAUGCACCCUCAAUAAUGAUCAAUGUAUCUUCCUCCAACUCUCAAAUCCAUGAAGAGUUUGAGAAAAACAGGGGGCAGACAUGUGCUUUCAAUAGCAUGAACACUUCAAGUUCCUCAGCUAGGAAAGGUUUAAUAUGUGCUCAGGAGAAAGGAAAUGGAAGGCUUAGUUCUCAUCCAAAGAGCCCAGUAAGUAUGAUGUGCAGGGAGAAAAGCAAUUACCUUGAGAACUUAUGGAUUACUCGGUUUCUGCGGAAAGAGUCUUCACCACUAUUAAGAUCAGAAAAAUGCAAUUUGAGCAUAAAUGAUCAUGGUGCUUUCGACAAGGAGGAAAAGUUUCCUGAGAAGUGCGUCUCCUCUUACUUAAAAAAUCAAAGGGAGUCUGCUAGAGAAGUAAGCAAGCAUGCUGUCAAUCCUACUUUUUCCUGUGGUUUGAAGAGGCUAGACAAUCAAAUGCUAAAACCUAGAGUAAGCUCGAUUAUACCAUCUAAAAAUUUUAAGAACACAGAUAUGGCGGCUUCUUGCUCUGCAAAAAGAUUUGACAUGAAUCCAUCAAAAGUUUCACAUAACCGUAACUUGUCUUGUACUCCCAUAACCUGUUUAUUUUGUGGAAAAAAUGGUCACAGCUUAAGAGAAUGUUCAGAGCUAGCAGAUUUUGACCUCCAGGAUGUAAAGGACUUUUUGGAUUUGUAUGAUGGCAAACAUAUGUCUUCCCGGUUGUGCAUUCGGUGCUUUCAGGUUAAUCACUGGGCAAUUUCAUGCCCCCAUGCUUCCUUGGAAACAAAAAAUACCAGCAAUAGUUCUUUCAGUGUUGCACAUGAAAGUUGUAUUGUGAGAGAAGGAAAGCAUGAUAGCCGAGCAAAUUUGUGGUCUGGAGACAAAAAUAAGCAACAUGCUAACAAAAGUAAAUUACCAGAAAGAGAAGAUUCAAGAAUGGAUGCUCAAACUGUUAAUUAUAGAAGCAUUUGUGCAGACAGAGUUUUGUUCCCUACUGCAAAAGUUUUCAAGGGCUAUCGGGCAGAGAAUAUCGUGAACAUGGAUCAACAGGCUUCAUGUUCCUCAGAGAACAAGUCAAGGAAAAAUCAAAUUACACCAUUCUAUAAGAGCAUUGCUACAGAUGUCUCUAAUGAACAAAAUGGAAUUUUCAAAGCAAUAAGGAGGCUUCGAUUAUCUCGCACUGAUGUAAUAAGAUGGAUGAAAUCAGCAAAUCUCAGUUAUAGCCUGGAGGGUUUCUUCAUACGCCUAAGACUUGGGAAGUGGGAGAAAGGACUAGGGGGAACUGGGUACCAGGUGGCUCGCAUAAUUAGUGCUGGUCAUAAAAACUGCCUUUCUGUGAGCAUAGGACAUCUAGAAUGUUCGGUGGAAUGUUGUUUUGUGUCGAACCAUGAUUAUGUUGAGGAAGAAUUGAAGGCCUGGUUAUCUGCUACUUUAGAAGCUGAUGGCAAAAUGCCAUCAAUAGAGCAACUCAGUGAGAAACUUAAAGAAAGAGAGGAGCUUGGAUUCUAAGAAGAUGCAUCAAGGUUUCAAUCACGGCGCUAAUAGCAGCCUGAUGGUGCAAAGCUUAGCUACAUUAUAAAAACAUUUCCUAUGAGAUGCUUCAAGGAAAUCUGAAAGGAAGACAUCCAAGUAAAGCAAUAUAAAUGGAGACAUCGUAAGAUCAACUUAGAACUCUCUCUUUUUUAAGUUUCCAUAGUUCUUAAAGUACUAUGAAAUGUAUGUUCUAUUUAGCUAAGUGAUCUGAAAGUGUGGUAGUCAACAUAUCCAUGUUUAGUCAUUACCAAUUGAUAUUUUAUGAGAUGUAUAGUAAUUUUUUUUGGUAA
Molecule: messenger RNA, 3858 nt
Organism: Musa acuminata subsp. malaccensis (wild Malaysian banana)
Lineage: Eukaryota; Viridiplantae; Streptophyta; Magnoliopsida; Zingiberales; Musaceae
Source: RefSeq, a predicted model, not a curated record